This is a messenger RNA of Octodon degus (degu), 2898 nucleotides long. It is a transcript of the gene Dtx3l, whose product is annotated as deltex E3 ubiquitin ligase 3L. The record is from RefSeq and is a predicted model, not a curated record. Bases 22 to 2304 code for a protein of 760 amino acids. The transcript has 5 exons. Gene Ontology annotation, biological process: protein ubiquitination; Notch signaling pathway. NCBI's taxonomy places the organism in Eukaryota, Metazoa, Chordata, Mammalia, Rodentia, Octodontidae.
CUGGAGCCCGAGCCCAGCGCCAUGGAGUCCGAGCCCAGCGACGUGGAGUCCGAGCCCAGCGCCUUGGAGCCGGAGCCCAGUGUCGUGGAGCCCGGCUCGCCGUACGAGCUCCUCGUGCGGGUGUCCACAGGCUCGCCCGGCCUCCGCUGGAAGCUGGAGAAGUACUUCCAGAGCCGCGACUCGGGCGGCGGGGAGUGCACCGUCCGUCCCUGGUGCCCCAAAGAGUCCGACACUUUCCUGGUGAAGUUCAGAGAAAAGGCCGCCAAGGAGGGCGUAUUGAAAAAAAGAAAGCACCAGAUUCAGGUUGAAAACAAGCCCGUGACCAUUUUGCUGCAAACCCCUGAGAAGCCAACAGAGAAAACUCCGAGGGUCAGGAUUUCUUCGUGUCCCCAGGCUGACGCAAAGCAUUUAUGUGAAGGGUCUGUCUCCAAUGCUGUGGACUCCAGCGUCCAAAGGAUCUUCCUCACUGUAACAGCUGACCUGAACUGUGACCUGUUCUCCAAAGAACAGAGGUCACAGGUAGCCACUGUCUGCCCCACUAUCAAAAAGGUAGAGGGUCACAAUGGAAUUGAGAAAGUGCAUGGUGACUUCGAAGAUAUUAAAAAAAUAUACCAGUUCUUGAGUAUGCUGCUCCUGGAAGGUGAAGAGAAACAGGAGGUUCCUCCUUCCAAUGUGGAAAGGAAGCCUCCUGACCAGCAUGACCAGAACAGCAGAUUUUCUCCUUCUAAACCCAAAGCCAGGUCAGAAGAAACAGAUAGCCAUUUUACAGUUGACUCAUCUCUCUUUGAAUACUUCAAAUAUACCUGUCCUGAUAAAAUAGAGUCAAUUGAAAAGAAAUUUGGUGUAACCAUCAAAAUUCGAGGCAGUUCUUCCAAUGUGGUCCACUUAGACUUCACCGGCGGUCAAUCAGAUGACUUAGAAGCAGCUCAAGAGUCUUUUGUCAGUGAGUUUCAGAAAAAAAUAGAAUUGCUGAAGCAAGAAUGUGUCCCUUUAGGAGGGAGGAAGCAGGCAAAUGAAAUCAAACAAAAACUGAGCCGCUGUUUUCCAAAGCUCCUUAUAACAGAGCACAGAGAAGGGCUAACUCUCCUUGGAAGCCUAGAUGACAUCACAGCUGCCAAGCAAACAAUAUCCGAAGGUUCUGUCAAGCCACCUGUGCGAAUCUUGGUUCCCAGCUCCAUGAUGAAUGCAGUUGAGGUUGAUACUGCUCUCUAUAAGCUUUUAAAAGCUGAGUUACUUCAGGAGAUAACAGAGAUAGAGCAGAAAUACAACACCUGCAGUAAGGUUUGGGAGAAAAAUCAGAAAGCCUGCAUUCAGUUUAAUCCUAAGGACAGGGAGGUAGAUCUGUCUGUGCAUGCUUAUACAAGCUUCGUUGAUGCCCUUCAACUUGCCUCUUGUCAAUUGAUGAGUGAAGUCCUCCUGCUGAAAGAUUUGGUCAAGGACAGAAAAUACUUCUUCGGGACCAAGUUUGAUAAUGACUUUAGAAGAAAGCAUCCAGACGUACAUUUUGCACUGGAUCAAGAGUCGAUGACUUUGACCGGUUUGCCAAAUUCCCUUGCACAGGCCAAGCAAUUUAUCUUACAAAAAGGAGGACUAUUGCCAUCUGCUCGAGAGAAACCGAACAAUGAUUAUGAAACCCAUAGGGGCAUAGAUAGUAACGACGCCAAAGCAACUUCUCCUCUACUCAAGGGCUCUGCAAGUUCUGUGAGCUCAGAAACAGAUGAGAAGGAAGAAGGCAUGUGUAUCAUCUGCAUGGAGACCAUUAGUAACAAAUAUGUGCUCCAAAAGUGCAAGCAUGAAUUCUGUACCCCUUGUAUCAAGACAUCCAUGUCAUAUAAACCGGUCUGUCCUGUGUGUAACACUCCCUACGGUAUCCAGAAAGGGAAUCAGCCAGACGGGACCAUGGAGUUUACCUUUCUACAAACAUCACUUCCAGGUUAUAAGUCCUGUAACACCAUUAUGAUUACAUAUUCCAUGAAGGGAGGCAUUCAAACGGAAGAGCAUCCUAACCCAGGAAAGCCCUAUCCUGGAACAAUGCGAAAGGCAUACUUACCUAAUAAUGAGGAAGGGCGGCAGGUUUUGGAACUACUUCAGGUAGCCUUUGACCGCAAGCUCAUUUUCACUGUGGGAUACUCUCGAGUACAAGGCACAUCAAAUGUCAUUACGUGGAAUGAUAUUCACCACAAAACAUCCCAGUCUGGAGGACCAUUAAAUUAUGGUUACCCUGAUCCUGAUUACCUGACACGUGUUAAGGAAGAGCUGAAAGCGAAAGGAAUUGAACAAAGCAAAAAAAAGAAAAACCACUAGAACAAUGUCUUAACCAAGCUUUAUGAAGAUAUGUUUGAGGAGUUCAUGCUAAUAAAAAUCCUUCUCUCGCAAUGCCUUUGUAAAACUUCAUCUCAGGAUGUGAUUUAUAUAAGAAUAGAAAUCUGCUUGUCAAUCAUUGCUAGAGUGCUGCUUUUUUUUAAUGGAAGAUAAAAGCUCCAAGAACUAUGUCACUCUGUGCUGGAAGUGUCAUGUCUCAUUCAUAGCUGGGUCUGAGAGAAUCUGAAAUAAUCUAUGUCUUUCAGUUUCACUAUUGGCUAUUGAUGGACACUACUAUUCCCAGACCCACAGAAGCUACACCCUCAGCCCUUGGAUCCUCUUUUCAUCUCUGGGGCAAAACCUUCGCUUUUUUAUGUUUGCAUUUUAACCCUUAUUUGUUGGCAAGGAGUUUGGUUGCAGGAAAUUAUAAACCUCCCCUCCCCACCCCCUGGAAGAAAAGUGAGCAGGAGUCAAGAUUGAGCAGUCUUUGGUAAUAAAUGGAAUAAGACUAUUAUUUUUAAUAUAAAGCUUGGCAUAUAGCUAGUGGUUUAAUAGAGGAAUAUAGAUUUCAUAAAUCUUUGGCAGAAAUAGGAAUUA